This is a messenger RNA of Rosa rugosa (rugosa rose), 2172 nucleotides long. RefSeq lists its product as uncharacterized. The record is from RefSeq and is a predicted model, not a curated record. Lineage: Eukaryota; Viridiplantae; Streptophyta; Magnoliopsida; Rosales; Rosaceae. Bases 422 to 1645 code for a protein of 407 amino acids. The transcript is spliced from 6 exons.
CCCUACGCAGUGGCUGCCCAUCCAUUUAUUCAGAGCCUUGCCUCCUCCAUUUCCUUUCUUUCUCUCUUCCUCCGUUGAACUGAUUUUACCAAUUUGCCCCCGAAAACCUGCCUUUACCGGACGUCCAAACCUAUUAGCUUCCCCACCAGAUCCAUUUCAGUCCCCAGCCUCCAUUCUAGGGUUUUGCUAUUUCCGUUCUCCCAAUCCAUUUCCGCGAUCUGAUUCGCCCAUUGUUUUUCCAGCUAGCACCAAUUUUCACAACCGCCGGCCGAUCGUGUAAUUCCUUACUGCCGCCGCUGCCGUUGUUUGGUUCCGAUUCCGUUGACUUUCGAGGGUUUAAGAGGCUACGACCGUCGAUACGGGACCGGAUUCAGGGUUCUCGGAGCAAGUUUCUGAUUCCGGCGUAGUUUUUUUUAUAGAUAUGUUGGGAACGGGAUUGCAGGUGACGCGUGGCCGCGGAGAAGAUCGAUUUUACAAUCCGCCCAGAGCGCGUAGGGCCCACCAGAGCCAGAAAGCCGCCGAGCAACUUCGCCGAGCUCAGAGCGACGUCACGCCCAGCCAAUCGCCUUCGCUCAAGGGCGGCAACCCGAACCGGGAGCCGGAGAACCGGGCCGGGUCGGAUGUGCAGCCUCCCAAGCCGGUCGCCGUGCCCGCUGGCGAGCCGGCCGUGAAGCCGUUGAGUAAUCUCGAGCGGUUCUUGCAGUCCAUCACGCCCUCAGUUCCUGCUCAGCACCUCUCCAAGACGACGAUGAGAGAAUUGAGUACAUGUGACGAGGAGUCUCAGCCAUACUUUGUUCUUGGUGAUCUGUGGGAGUCUUUCAAGGAGUGGAGCGCUUACGGUGCCGGAGUGCCUCUGAUUUUGAAUGAUAGUGACUUUGUGGUCCAGUACUAUGUCCCUUAUUUAUCCGGUAUUCAAAUAUACGGCAACUCUAUGAAAUUGUCCUCUAAGUCAAGGCGACCAGAUGAGGAUAGUGACAGUGAUUUUCGGGAUUCUAGUAGUGAUGGUAGCUGUGAUGUUGAACCAGUUAAAAUAAAAUAUUUGAGGGAGCAGCGGAAUCAUCAAAUGUUGAGUGAAAUUCCUCAAAGGUUAGAAAGCAUAUCUCUGAGAGAUCAGCAUUAUCCACUCCAAGAGGACUGCUCCAGUGAUGAGGGUGAACCUGUAAAUUCCCAAGGUUGCGUAUUAUUUGAGUAUUUUGAACGUGAUCUUCCUUAUUGCCGUGAGCCUUUAGCUGAUAAGAUAUUAGAUCUUGCGUUUCGUUUUCCUGAGCUGAAGACAAUAAGAAGUUGUGAUCUACUGGCUUCCAGUUGGAUUUCUGUUGCAUGGUAUCCAAUUUACAGGAUUCCAACAGGACCAACUUUAAAGGAUCUUGAUGCGUGCUUUCUGUCAUACCAUUCACUUUUUACCCCCGUGGGAGGUGUACAAGAUCCCCGGGCUCCUGUAGUAACCUAUCCGAGUGACAUGGAUGGUAUCCCUAAGAUGUCCUUACCUGUUUUUGGUCUUGCUUCAUACAAGUUCAGAGGGUCCUUGUGGACUCCUAGUGGGGGAUUGGAACGACAAUUAGCGAACUCCCUCUUGCAGGCCACUGAUGACUUUCUAAGGCUGCAUCAGGUCAAUCAUCCAGAUUUUCUGUUCUUCAGCCGUUGAUGAUAUCAAGACGCAAAUGUGAUGCUGCCACCACUCUAAAAGUGAAAGCCUGUUUGCUUUUUUAACUGGUUGGAAAGCUGCCUGUUUGCUCUAUUCGGUGAAACUCCAGGUGGCAAAGUUGGUUUUCAGUGAUUCUCUGUUUUGGCUUUCUCUUACUGAAAAGAGAAAAAGAAAAAAAUGAAAAAAAAAAUGAAUGAAACUUAUAGAAAGUGAACCUUUGACAUGUGAUGCUGGCUGUGUAAAGGCUCAGCAAAAGGUGAAUAGAGGAAAUAUAGUGUUAGAUAAGCUAUAGAUGGGCUAGUUAAAUCAAAGUUGUUUGCCUAAGCAAGUUUCAUCUUGCUCGUUUUCCAUAUGUAUUAGCAAGGGUAUAUUAUGAAAAAACCAGGCUCUUUUUUAAUGUCCUGAUAAGCUUAGUGUGGGGAUUUUGAUAGAGGCAUUGUAAGUGUUAGCUUCAGGUUCCCCAAAUUUGUACGAGUCAUGACCUUUAUUGUGUUGUGAGUUUUAGUAACAGUUGACUGAUUAUUACA